Molecule: messenger RNA, 1317 nt
Organism: Ilyonectria robusta
Lineage: Eukaryota; Fungi; Ascomycota; Sordariomycetes; Hypocreales; Nectriaceae
Product: endonuclease exonuclease phosphatase family protein
Exons: 2
Coding region: 1-1317 (438 amino acids)
Cellular component (GO): cytoplasm
Molecular function (GO): sphingomyelin phosphodiesterase activity
Source: RefSeq, a predicted model, not a curated record
AUGGUCAACUGGCGCACCGCCAUCUGCUCCGCCGUCCUCGUGGCAGGCGCCACAGCUGCCACCAGCGGCGACUUGACCGUCCUGAGCAUGAAUGUCGCAGGUCUCCCGCCAAUCCUGAACGGCAAUGAUGUCCCCGGUGACAAGACGACCAACUCGCUGCUCAUCGGCACCUACUUUGCCAAGUACGGCUAUGAUAUCAUCAAUGUGCAAGAGGACUUCAACUACCAUGCCUCAAUCUACAAGACGGAUACGCAUGCCUACCGCACUGCUACAUCUGGCGGCGCCGUCAUUGGCUCUGGUCUCAACACUCUGGCCAACUUUGACUGGAUCAACUUCUCCCGCGUCAAGUGGGACGACUGCUCCAACGCCUCUGGUGCCGAUUGCCUGACUCCCAAGGGCUUCACCUUCAUGCGCAUCCAGAUUGCCGACGGCGUCUACAUUGACUCGUACAAUCUGCACACCGACGCCGGCACUGAAGACGGCGACGAGGCUGCCCGAACCAGCAACGUGAAGCAGGUCGCCAACUACAUCGACACCUGGAGCGUGGGCAACGCCGUGCUCGUCUUUGGCGACACCAACAGCCGCUACACGCGCACGGCGGACAACAUCGCCACCUUCAGGACCCAGAACGGCUUGACGGACGCAUGGGUCCAGCUGGUCCGCUCUGGCGUCGAGCCAACCGUGGAGACCAUCUGCUCCAACCCCAGCACCACCAACAACUGCGAGACUGUCGACAAGCUCUUCUACCGCGGCAACUCCAUCAUUAGCCUGACCGCUGACUCGUUCAACUACGAGAGCAACAAGUUCUUGCAGCCUGAUGGCAACAUUCUCUCCGACCACAACCCCAUCGGCGUCAACUUCACCUGGUCGCUGUCCUCCAAGCUGCGCCAGUCUGCCUACAUCGGCGGACCCCACGGCGACUGGUUCACUGAUCUGACCAAGCUCUCUGCCUACUCCACCAUUUCCAAGCCCACGAAGCUGACCUUUGCUGGCGGCUCGCGCCUGGACUCCGUGAGCAUUACUCUCAAGGAUGGAACCGUCCUGAGCCACGGUGGCACUGGUGGUACCGCCUCGAGCUUGACCCUGGGUGCUAGUGAGUACUGGACCAGCGCCAAGCUGUGCCAGGGACAGAAGAGCUCGCAGACUCGCGUCUUCUACAUUUUGGCCACGACCAGCGCCGGAAACACUGUGACUGCUGGAACUGCCACCAGCGAUUGUGUCACUAUCACUGCGCCCACUGGCUGGCAGAUUGCUGGCUUCCUCGGCCAGGAUGGCGACGAGAUUGACCAGCUGGCUUUGAUCUUUGCGCCGAAAUGA